Molecule: messenger RNA, 363 nt
Organism: Lactuca saligna
Lineage: Eukaryota; Viridiplantae; Streptophyta; Magnoliopsida; Asterales; Asteraceae
Source: the annotation of a GenBank genome assembly
AUGAUCUUAAAUUUAGAAAAAAAUGUUCUUAAAGGGUGUGUCGUAGAUAUCAAUAUUUACUUGCAGAAUCUUGUAGAGACUUGUGACUCAUUGCUCGCGGUCUCGGUGCAACAACAUUUGGUAGAAAAACUUAAACCAGUCUACUCCAUGUUGAAUUGUAUUGAUGGUGUCUCAGAAUCAGAUGCUCUUCCGAAACAAGGGGUAGAACCUACGAAGACAUCUGUUAAAGAACACAAGAAUACAUCUUGUGAUCCAGGUAAUCACGAAAAAAAGCCACAGCCAAAAUCAAAAGAUCCGAACGGUAAUGAAGCUUCCGGAUCGAAAGGAAAAGGAAUAUUAGUUGAUUCCGAUGAUGAAGAAUAA